GAGAGAAAAGAAUGAGAGAGGAAUUGGUGGUGCAAGAAGGCUACGUUAGCAAUGAAGAGAGGUACCUCACAGUGCUUAAAACCUCUCUCUUCUUCAACGGUGAUGGCUUCGCAGUCUACGAUUCCAAGGGUCAACUCGUUUUCCGCUUCGACUCCUAUGGUCCAACUACACGUGACAAAGACGAGCUUGUUCUCAUGGAUCCCAAUGGCCGUUCUCUUCUUACUCUGCGUCGAAAGAAACCGAGUCUUCAUCAACGGUGGGAAGGGUUCAGAGGGGAGAGAAGGGAGGGAGAUAGAGCCGUUUUCAGCGUGAAGAGAUCGUCGAUGAUCGCACGGUCGCGGACGAGCGUGGCGGUGGAGGUGUACGAUAGGCCUGGUGUUGAGUACCUUAUCGAAGGGUGUUUCCGGCAGCGGUGGUGCAAGGUUUUGAAUGCGGGGAAGGAAACGGUGGCCGAGAUUCGUCGCAAGGUGGACCCCACCACUAGCGUUAUGCUGGGGAAGGAAGUUUUUUGGCUUUGCGUGAAGCCUGGUUUUGAUGCGGCCUUUGCCAUGGGAUUGGUGUUGGUGCUUGAUGAGAUGAACGGUGAGAAUUUCUUUGACGAUAGAAUGGAAGAGCCUGUGGUGCGCCCUGCCGCAGAGGAUCCGGGACUAGUUUCACCUCUUCCAGUUUGAGAAAAUUGCCUGUUUUAUUUUAUUUUAUUUUUAAAUAAUAAUGAUAAUGUUGUGGAUGAAAUUACUUGGCAAUGUAGUACAUUGUUAUAUGCAAAGAACACAAGGAUGAACUGAUCCUAAUUUCCCUUGUUAUUUUCUCACAAUCAGCACUUUAAUAAAAUAAUUAAAAAUUAAGAAAU
Vigna radiata var. radiata (mung bean) is the source of this 850-nucleotide messenger RNA. RefSeq names its product protein LURP-one-related 5. The transcript has 2 exons. The record is from RefSeq and is a predicted model, not a curated record. The coding region runs from base 12 to 671 and encodes 219 amino acids. NCBI's taxonomy places the organism in Eukaryota, Viridiplantae, Streptophyta, Magnoliopsida, Fabales, Fabaceae.